This is a messenger RNA of Laccaria bicolor S238N-H82, 597 nucleotides long. RefSeq lists its product as uncharacterized. Bases 1 to 597 code for a protein of 198 amino acids. The transcript has 2 exons. Gene Ontology annotation, biological process: tricarboxylic acid cycle. NCBI's taxonomy places the organism in Eukaryota, Fungi, Basidiomycota, Agaricomycetes, Agaricales, Hydnangiaceae. The record is from RefSeq and is a predicted model, not a curated record. Gene Ontology annotation, molecular function: oxoglutarate dehydrogenase (succinyl-transferring) activity; thiamine pyrophosphate binding.
AUGCACGUCGUCUUCCCAACGACACCAGCACAGUACUUCCACCUCUUGCGCAGGCAAAUGAAGCGCAACUUCCGGAAACCUCUCAUCCUUGCGGGGCCGAAAGGGCUUUUACGUUUGUCGGCCGCUUCGUCUUCUCUGGCGGAUAUGGAGCCCGGGACUCGGUUCCAGCCUGUCCUCGAUGACCCAGUGGCAGCUCAGGACAAGGAAAAAGUCAAGCGUGUGGUCAUGCUUUCCGGCAAGGUAUACUACGAGCUCAUCAAAGCCCGCCAUGAUCGGUCGCUCGACCAAGGCGUGGCGUUCAUCCGGAUUGAGGAGCUCGCUCCGUUCCCGUUUGAUAUGCUUGAGUCUGUGCUGAAGGGGUACGAGAAUGCGAAGGAGUGGGUGUGGGUUCAGGAGGAGCCUAGGAAUCAGGGGGCGUGGGGGCAUGUGGUGUUUAGGAUUGAGAGUGUGUUGCAAGGGAUGGGCGUGGGGAGAGGGGAGGCGAGGUUGAGGUAUGUGGGGAGGAGGGAGAGUGCGGUUCCUGCGCCGGGCGUUGGGGCGAUUUAUCAGAGGCAGCAGGGAGAGGUGAUUAGGGGUGCGCUUGAGGGGAUGUACUAG